Molecule: messenger RNA, 1364 nt
Organism: Synchiropus splendidus (mandarinfish)
Lineage: Eukaryota; Metazoa; Chordata; Actinopteri; Syngnathiformes; Callionymidae
Product: general transcription factor IIF subunit 2-like
Exons: 10
Coding region: 85-963 (292 amino acids)
Biological process (GO): transcription initiation at RNA polymerase II promoter; transcription by RNA polymerase II
Cellular component (GO): transcription factor TFIIF complex
Source: RefSeq, a predicted model, not a curated record
AAUCAAAGGUCGCCUUGAGCAGCUCAUAUAAACCCUGGACGAGUGAUUUGACACUAAAGUCUUCCUGACUUUGUCUGUCAAAUCAUGUCUGACAAAGUUGAUGUGGAUUUGACGGCAGCCAAGCUCAACACAGGGCUAUGGCUUGUAAAGGUGCCCAAAUAUCUGGCUCAGCAGUGGUCGAGGGCCAGUGGAAAAGGCGAAGUUGGCACGCUCAGAUUCUGCAAGAAUAUUAAUCAAGCAAGCACCGAGGUUUCUUUCGUCCUGAAUGAAGAAUUAACUGUGUUGGAGAGUUCAGACGACAAGAUGUCAGCAGUUCCCACGGAGCAUCCGUUCACCAUUCAGGCCGUGGGGGGUCAAAUGCUAGUGGUCUUUUCUGAAACCUCAGCAGGCAACAGAGAAGAGUUGAGUCAUCUAAGUCAUGAAUCACGGGCUGAUCCGGGUCUGGCAGAAGAGCUGUAUUGUAGUGUCGGUUCUGAGUCGACCUGUGAGUCUGUGGCAGGUGCUGAGUCAGCACCAGACAAAAUUUCAAUAGAAGGGACGGUGGUGCACAGAGCAGAGUGCAAACCUGCCAUUAAUGAACACUACAUGAGGCUGAAGCGGUUACAAAUUCAAGACUUCUCCAAGCCAGUGCGCCUGUCCCAGCAGCUGGAGAGACCUGUGACCAGCAACUAUAAGCCGGUGGCCAACCACGCCUACAACAUUGAAUAUGAGAGAAGGAAGAAAGAAGAGGGAAAGCGAGCCCGGGCUGAAAAGCAACGUGUACUGGACAUGUUGUUUUCUGCUUUUGAGAAGCACCAGUUCUACAACAUCAGAGACCUGGUGGAGAUCACCAAGCAGCCGGUGAUCUACCUGAAGGACAUCCUGCGUGAUAUUGGCAUCUAUAAUGUGAAGGGCACACACAAGAACACAUGGGAGCUCAAGCCGGAGUAUAGACAUUAUCAUAGUGAGAAUAAAGACGAGUGAAGAUGGUGAAGCACCAGUGGUGGGCAUGGAUCUCAUGGCUUCAUCACACAUGGGGAAGAGUUGCUGCAGGUUUUACAAGUAUAAGUGAGUUAUGCAUCUAUUGGAGUCAGCUCUUUAGAUUCAAUCGUUUUCCUUGAGGGUAAAGGUGGUUUUGAUAUACCACAAGAACUACUCAGUCUCUAAAUGCAAACCUUGUGGAAUCCUCAUUUGCUGAGGUCUAUUCAGCUUGUUGUACUUCAGAUGGCCAUGCAAACAUUCUUUUCAGUGAGAAUUAAAGGACAACACAAGGACCUCGGGUCAUCUGGUUUAUUAAAGUGAUGCAUGUCAUAGUAUUGCUCCUCUAUGCAACUCUCAGAGGAGCAUAAUGGAAAGCAUGGGGUGCUAUUAAAAAAAUUAAUGCA